AUGGCGAACACGGCUGCACGAGAUGUUGUAUCGGUCGGUAGUGUUGUGUACGACAAGAGGGAGCGAUGGGAGUUUAUCUUGCAGCAAUACACCCUUCGAUUUUCACGCACGUGGGAGGUGCCCUCGAGCCGGCACAAGGCUCCAAGGGCUCCUCCUCGCGUCCGCACACGCUCCAAGAGGAGACCACAAACCCCGCCACCCUUCUGCGCUGCAAAACACGACCGCUUCGACACGUUGACGUGGUGUACGCACACCCCGUUUCGCGGGAGAAGGCGCGUCGUCGUAGAAGCGCUUGCUGCAGAAAUUGACGUCAUGUGGACCACCAGAGCAGUUGGGCGGCGGUGGUUGUUGCAGCGAUUCGGACUGCAUCCAGAACGGUCAUGGAACCAGUUGCACGGGCAUGUGUGGUUGCAAUUGAGUUGCUCUGCGUGA
Molecule: messenger RNA, 432 nt
Organism: Aphanomyces invadans
Lineage: Eukaryota; Oomycota; Saprolegniomycetes; Saprolegniales; Verrucalvaceae
Exons: 1
Coding region: 1-432 (143 amino acids)
Source: RefSeq, a predicted model, not a curated record